AUGGCUGCAGAAGAGACGGAAAAGAAGACCGUGUAUGCUUCGGAAGACAGAGAGGCUGCCAGGGAAGCACUGAAGCUGCUCAAGGAUGCCUACGAGAAAUCGCUCAAGCUUUCCAGUCCACAGGUCGCAGAAGAGAUUCGAGGUCGAGUCAAUCAAAGAAUUCGUGAAUUGGACAAUGCAAAUAUAGCAUUAGAGGAGUCAGCGAUGGAGGGCUAA
This is a messenger RNA of Endocarpon pusillum Z07020, 216 nucleotides long. RefSeq lists its product as uncharacterized. The record is from RefSeq and is a predicted model, not a curated record. The transcript has a single exon. The coding region runs from base 1 to 216 and encodes 71 amino acids. Lineage: Eukaryota; Fungi; Ascomycota; Eurotiomycetes; Verrucariales; Verrucariaceae.